CUUUUAGCGUUGGUCACACUACCAAGAACAGCAGUAAAAUUGCAAAUAAAUAUGUAAUUAUUUGGCGAUAGAAAAAUGGAGGAGUCACCUUACCUGCACAGCCCCUACCAGGUGGCCAUUAUAGCCACCGACCUGCACCACGAGGAUACCAUAAUCCAAGCAGCCCAGUCCCUGGACUGUCUACACAAAACCAUAAACUCGAUUUUCGAGCGAAUCGAUGCCCGCCUGGCGAGAAAUGGUUCAAAGGUUGAGGACAUAAACAAUCGUGUGAAGCGCGCCCAGGUGAAAAUCGAUGCGCUCGUUGGCUCCAAGCGGGCCAUCCAAAUUUUUGCACCCGCCCGCUUUCCGGCCAGCGACGUCCUGGCACCGCUGCCAGCCACCUUUCCACAGGUGGCAGCCAAUCCCCUGAUGGAGCAGCCGGUGGAUCAGCAGCCGCAGGGACCGUACAGCAGCCACAGUGCUGCGGAACAGAAGCCAGAUGAUGCGGACAUCUUUUUCCAUGUACGUGGCGAUCGGGAGCAGGAAUCGCCACUGGUCGCCGAACGGAAGAUAACCAAUCGGACCGCUGGCCUGGGCAGCCUGCCUGCGGGUGGAGUGCGCUCCGUACCCUCGCUCAUGCGAUUCAACACCAAUGAGUUCGCCUACGGCGAGGAUCUGAAUGCCUGGAAGCGAUCCCUACCGCCGCAAAGUGCUAGACGCGUUGCCAGUCAGUCCUCCCAACUCACGGUCGAUAAGCAGUUGGCUCCGGCACCUCAUUCGCUGGCCCACGGCACCACCAAACUGGCCACUCCAGCUGGGGACCUGCGCUAUAAUCCUGCUGCCUUGGCUGCACCCGCCAUUGAUGUUCCGCUGGACCUGCCCGACCUACCGGGCAUAGCGAAUGAUCUGCAGUAUGAGCCAGUGGAGGAGCAAACACCAAUAGCGCCUUCCCAGCAGUUCGGUGAUUUACCCGAGCUUCCGGAUUUGGGGCUCGAGGAGCAGGAUAUAACAGUGCAAGCCAUCGCGGCACAGACGCACAUUCCGGGACCGUUGCGUAGGAAGAGUGUGGGUCAAUGUCCAUCGCCAGUUACGGCGGCAUCACCGCCUCCUCCUCCGCCACCGCCGCCUCCACCUCCUCCGCCAGCGCAGACGAGCACAAUUCCAUCACCACCACCCUUUCCCACCAAAGGCGCUGUGAAACCGCUCUCCCCGUCGUUAGCAACACCUCUUAAUAUGCCGCAGCCGCCUCCAGCUACUGAAGAUCCGCGAUCUGAGCUUAUGGCCGCCAUAAGGAACGCCGGUGGAGUGCAUGGCGGUCGUCUGCGGUCGCCUGCGGCUGCUCCGCUCGACGUGGUGGACAACAGUCGCUCCAAGGCGGGAGGCGCUGCCACGGGGGAUCUAAUGGCGGACCUGCAUAACAAGCUAAUGCUGCGACGCAAGGGAAUUUCUGGGAGCCAGAAUCCCGCGGAGGCCACUGCUGGCAAUCCCCUGAUGCAGCAGCUCUCCCGCGUCAUUCCGCCGCCGGUGCAGCCCCGCAAGGGAUCUCAGUCCAGCGGCGAAGAACACUCCGAGGACGACGAGGAUGGGUGGAACUAGUGAAUGCGGGCGCCAUCGGUAUCCUCAUCGAUUAUUUAGCUUUAGCACCGGUUUAAGUGCCUUGCUUCUGUAGCUUAAAGCAUACAAAUCUCUAGAACGAAUUCCAAAUUCUGUGCCCAAGCGAGCAUGUCAAAUUAGGUCAAAGUCAACCCGUUAAAUAAAACUACACAAUAGCAGAAAUGUGUGCAAUUUCUUAUUGAAAACA
Drosophila mauritiana is the source of this 1780-nucleotide messenger RNA. RefSeq names its product WASH complex subunit 1 (gene wash). The transcript has a single exon. The record is from RefSeq and is a predicted model, not a curated record. Gene Ontology annotation, cellular component: early endosome; WASH complex; recycling endosome. Gene Ontology annotation, biological process: Arp2/3 complex-mediated actin nucleation; retrograde transport, endosome to Golgi; exocytosis. The coding region runs from base 76 to 1575 and encodes 499 amino acids. Gene Ontology annotation, molecular function: gamma-tubulin binding; alpha-tubulin binding. Lineage: Eukaryota; Metazoa; Arthropoda; Insecta; Diptera; Drosophilidae.